AUGCCAGCCGGCUCGUGCUUGAUCACAGGUGGCACAGGCUACAUCGGCUCGUUCACAGCCCUCGCCCUCCUCGAAGCCGACUACAAAGUCGUGAUCGUCGACAACCUCUACAACUCGUCCGCCGAGGUCUUGAACCGGAUCGAACUGAUCUGCGGCAAGCGACCAGAAUACUACAAAGUGGACAUUACGGACGAAAAGGCACUUGACGAAGUCUUCUCCAAACACCCGGACAUCGACAGUGUAAUCCACUUCGCAGCCCUCAAAGCAGUCGGUGAAUCCGGCGAACGACCACUCGACUACUACCGAGUCAACGUAUACGGGACACUAUGCCUGCUAUCUUCGGCGGCUCGCCACAAUGUCACCAACAUCGUCUACUCGUCAUCGGCGACCGUGUACGGCGACGCGACCCGAGUCCCAGGAAUGAUUCCCAUCCCUGAAGAAUGCCCAUUGGGUCCGACAAACCCAUAUGGCAACACGAAAUUCGCAUCCGAACUCAUGAUCACAGACCACAUCAACGCGGAGCGGGCGAAAGCCGCGAAGCAAAACGCAGGCGAACAAGAAGUCAACAAAUGGAACGCCGGCCUUCUUCGUUACUUCAACCCCGCGGGCGCACAUCCAAGCGGCAUCAUGGGCGAAGACCCCAGUGGUGUCCCUUACAAUCUACUGCCGUUAUUGGCCCAAGUUGCCACAGGCAAACGCGACAAGUUGCUCGUCUUUGGCGACGACUACGCAUCAAAAGACGGCACCGCCAUCCGCGACUACAUCCACAUUCUUGAUCUGGCCAACGGCCAUCUCAAGGCUCUUGACUAUCUGCGCCAGCACCAACCCGGCGUGCGCGCCUGGAAUCUAGGAACGGGUCGCGGCUCAACCGUCUUUGAAAUGAUCAAGGCGUUCAGCAAGGCUUGUGGUCGUGAUUUGCCAUAUGAGGUCGUCGGUCGGCGUCCGGGAGACGUUCUCGAUCUUACUUCUAACCCGGCCCGUGCCAAUAGGGAACUCGGCUGGAAAGCUGAGCGCACCCUCGAGGAUGCAUGCGCCGAUCUCUGGAGGUGGACGGAGAACAACCCCGAGGGAUAUCGUCAGCCUCCGCCGCAGAAGUUUGUGGAUGCUUUGAAAAAGAAGAACUAG
Molecule: messenger RNA, 1125 nt
Organism: Exophiala dermatitidis NIH/UT8656
Lineage: Eukaryota; Fungi; Ascomycota; Eurotiomycetes; Chaetothyriales; Herpotrichiellaceae
Product: UDP-glucose 4-epimerase
Exons: 2
Coding region: 1-1125 (374 amino acids)
Biological process (GO): beta-D-galactose catabolic process via UDP-galactose, Leloir pathway
Cellular component (GO): cytosol
Molecular function (GO): UDP-glucose 4-epimerase activity
Source: RefSeq, a predicted model, not a curated record